Molecule: messenger RNA, 1448 nt
Organism: Acanthaster planci (crown-of-thorns starfish)
Lineage: Eukaryota; Metazoa; Echinodermata; Asteroidea; Valvatida; Acanthasteridae
Gene: mettl1
Product: methyltransferase like 1
Biological process (GO): RNA (guanine-N7)-methylation; tRNA methylation
Cellular component (GO): tRNA methyltransferase complex
Molecular function (GO): tRNA (guanine(46)-N7)-methyltransferase activity
Source: RefSeq, a predicted model, not a curated record
UACAAGAUGGCUGCGCCCAUGCCGCAAAAGAAGUUUUACAGACAACGUGCGCAUUCUAACCCACAUUCAGACCACUCCUUCGAGUACCCUGUCCACCCAGAUAGCAUGGACUGGAGUGACCUCUACCCAGCUUUCUUUUCCCAGUCAGAACCAGAGGGGGACAAGUCUAAUGGGGACAGCCAGCCCCUGGCCCAGGUGGAAUUCUUGGACGUUGGAUGUGGAUAUGGCGGCCUUCUGGUAUCCUUGUCGCCGAUGUUUCCCCGUACGCUGAUGCUGGGCAUGGAGAUCCGCAUGAAGGUGUCAGACUACGUCCAGGAUCGCAUCAAAGCGCUCCGGCAGAACCAGGAGGGGGCCUACCAGAACAUCGCCUGCCUGCGGGGGAACGCCAUGAAGCACCUGCCCAACUUCUUUCGGAAGGGACAGAUUUCUAAGAUGUUUAUUCUCUUCCCGGACCCGCAUUUCAAGAAGACAAAACACAAAUGGCGGAUUGUUAACCAGACGCUGCUUGCUGAGUACGCCUAUAUCAUGAAAGAAGGGGGCCUUCUAUACACGAUAACAGACGUGAAGGAACUACACCAGUGGAUGUGCAUGCAUCUAAAUGAACACCCACUCUUUGAAAGGAUCACUGACCAGGAGCAGGCUGAGGACCCAAUCGUAGAGCUGCUGGGACAGUGCACUGAGGAAGGUCAAAAGGUCACUCGUAACCACGGUGACAAGUUUCCAGCCGUUUUCCGACGAAUCAAGGAUCCCUUCUCAUGAUAGAGAGUAAAUCCUCUGCAGAUUUGUAAAUAAACUCUUCUUCCAUUGUAUCGUCAGACAUUUAUAUAAUGUUUCAAAUCCUGGCAGUGUUCCGUUUGCUAUAAAAAUAUUGUAUAAGGGACACCUUUUCAAGAUAAACAUUUCAUAUUAUUUUAGACGUGGUUCUUUCACUCAUAUGCAGAUGACGAGUAUUGAGUGCAGAGGCAGGAGUCCCCAUAUGGUUAUACAUAUAGGUGGAACAUUUCAUUUGCCACGUUGAAUGGAACAUUCCAUUUGCCUUGUGGAAUGGAACAUUCCAUUUGCCGUGAGGAAUGGAACAUUCCAUUCUUGUGGCAUGGAACAUUCCAUUUGCCUUGUGGGAUGGAACAUUCCUUUGUCGCCAAAAGAUGAAACAGCCAUUUUUAAGCAAUGAAUGCUUGGUCAUUCCAAAUUAUGCAAUGCUUGAGCAAACUAAAAUUAAUUGCCACAUCACAGUUUAGUAACAUUUUUCACAAGAGACACCAUGACCCAUUAGGAAAGUGUUGGACAAGUGACACCAUUGUUGAUUUGGAUACUUACAUGUAUACAGUUUAUUGAAGUGUUACAAAUGCUGAGAAUUCAAACUAAGCUAAAUCUCAGGAUAUUCCCGAUACAUACAAGUACAAGUCUGGGUGCCAAACGAAGGAUGGAACCUUUCGCCCAUAGGAAAG